Molecule: messenger RNA, 778 nt
Organism: Elaeis guineensis (African oil palm)
Lineage: Eukaryota; Viridiplantae; Streptophyta; Magnoliopsida; Arecales; Arecaceae
Source: RefSeq, a predicted model, not a curated record
UGUGAGCGCGGUCUGAAACCCCAAGUCUAAUUUCUUUCUCGAUCUCUCGUUCUCCUUCUUUCGUAAAGAUGGCGAUCUCCUUCAUUCGCUUCUCGAUCAUCGCUGUGGCGUUCGGGUUACUUGCGGUGACCUCCUUCGCCCAGGCGCCCGGAGCCGCCCCUGUGAGGCCCCCCACCGUGGCCCCCGUACACCCUCCCACCCCGCCCCCGGUGAGUCCUCCUACCCCCGCCCCCGUCUCUCCGCCCUCCGCCUCCCCGUCCCCGGCCGCCGUCGUCACCCCCCCGGCAUCCACCCCGACCCACUCUUCCGCGCCGGCCGCCUCUCCUCCGGCCCCUCCGAGGGCCCCCACUCCCUCGGGCUCUCCCACCGGUGCCCCGCCCACCAACAUCGCCGCCCCGCCGUCUGAGGGCCCCUCCGCCACGGGGGGAGAGAACGCCGCCACCGCGUCCGUUGUUAGCUGGAUCACCAUCGCCGGUGCUGUCGCCGUCGCGUGCGCGUUGUAGAUCCGUGCGAUACGUUCGGCGCUUUCUCCGCCGUUGAUCCUCGAUCAUGCGAUCACUAUUAUAUUGUUUACCUUUUUUUUUUAUUCAUUUCUUUUUGGGUUUUCGUGUGUAGACAUGUGAGUUGGGCUGACAGCACGGUGCUGGACGUUGUACUUCUUUUGACUAUUUUUUUCUUCUUUGUGAUUCUUUCUUUUUUACCAUUAUACCCUUCACUGGUUGGCCUAUUAUUUUCCUCUGUGAUUGUUAUGUGAAAGGAUAAAAUGGGAAUUUGGACA